This is a messenger RNA of Mollisia scopiformis, 261 nucleotides long. RefSeq lists its product as uncharacterized. The annotation marks the transcript as partial. The transcript has a single exon. The record is from RefSeq and is a predicted model, not a curated record. NCBI's taxonomy places the organism in Eukaryota, Fungi, Ascomycota, Leotiomycetes, Helotiales, Mollisiaceae.
UCCUCCGACUCGUCUUCCUACUCCAGUUCUUCGUCCAGUUCCUCGUCCUACUCUUCCUCUUACACCGAACCAAAACGAUACAGCAUGGACUCCCAAGUUCAACCCCGAGUCGAGAUUCUACGAUGCUCACGCUGUGCCAAGUGUGUGGAAACAAUUGUCACUUCGCGGGGUGGUGAAGAUGCGAGCUCAAGUGGCAUGGUGAAGUUUGGACACAACCUCUACUACUGCGACCGAUGCGCACGGAUGGUCGGAUACAAAUGA